AUGGGCGACUGCAGGGCAUCCGAGUCCCAGGCCCAGACCGCCGCCAGCAGCCUCGCCCGCCGAGGUACUCAGAAGAAAGUGCACGAGGUGAAGGGCCACAGGUUCGCCGCGCAGUUGUUCAAGCAGCCCACCUUCUGCAGCCACUGCGCCGGCUUCAUCUGGGGGCUUGGGAAGCAAGGCUACCAGUGCCAGCUCUGCCGCUUUGCGGUCCACAAGAGGUGCCACGAGCUUGUUGCUCUUCCCUGUCGGGGCGCAGGCGAGGGGCCCGACGCCGAUGACGCCAAGAACAAGCACAAGUUUAAAGUCCACAGCUACCGGAGGCCCACCUUCUGCCAGCACUGUGGGUCGCUGCUGUACGGCCUGAUCCGCCAGGGGAUGAAAUGUGAGGCCUGCUCUAUGAAUGUGCACCGGCGGUGUGAGGCGAAGGUCCCCGGCCUCUGUGAGGUGGACCACACCAAGAAGAGGAGCAGCUCCACCAGAAGCUGA
Messenger RNA from Pipistrellus nathusii (Nathusius's pipistrelle), 486 nucleotides. Lineage: Eukaryota; Metazoa; Chordata; Mammalia; Chiroptera; Vespertilionidae. The record is from the annotation of a GenBank genome assembly.